This is a messenger RNA of Prorocentrum cordatum, 351 nucleotides long. NCBI's taxonomy places the organism in Eukaryota, Dinophyceae, Prorocentrales, Prorocentraceae. The record is from the annotation of a GenBank genome assembly.
CCGCCUCGCCCGGGCAGCAGGCGCUGGGGGGACGGCGUGCUCCCGAGAUGUGAUGGCGGCCGGCCGCGCUUGGACGGUGGUGGUCGUCUCCUCGGCCGCGUCCACCCCGGUUGUCGCCGCGUGGCGCCAGUGCCAGGUGGGCCCGAUCGGGUCGUGCUCCAUGCUCGGCUGCAACCACAGCGCGAAGAGAACCAGGGGCCCACGGAGUGCGUAGGCGACAAGUGCAUGUGUGUCGACGGCUACUGCGACGCAGGGACCAAGACACACAGGUGCAGGGCCCGAGUGGGCGUCUGCACGGUGCUCCCGUGUGACUGGCACGUGCACGGCAACGCGUCCGGGGAGAGUGUAUAA